ACUCUGGGGCUGGCGCAAGCCCUCAGCGACGCCGGGCGCGUGCGUUCCGCUGCCUCCAGCCCCUGGGCACCGCUGCCGUGCGCUCGCUGGCGGGGAGAGGCCUGCAGAAGUCAGGCCAGGUGUCUCUCUUUCCCUUGGGCCCGCGGCCCAACCGCAUGGCACCAGGCAGCCCCCAGCGGUAUUGCGACCUCUGCGUCAGUCGCGCUCAGUCCCUAGAUACAGGUGUGCCGGAGAAGCCCAGGGAAGGGAUGCGUGACCAUCACUACACCCUGCCCCACGACGCGGUGGGACGCGCACCCUGACCCUCCCCAGAGCCGCGCCCAGGACCUUGCCUGGGCGGAAAAUGGCAGCCGUUGCCGGGAAGGAGCGGCGAGCGAGAGGCAGGCCCCGGCCAGAGACACUGGGAGCCAUCCCUAGGAGGGAGGGAGGCGAGGCGGGCUUGAGCCGAGCCUUCAAGCCACUGGCGCAGGCGCCAUUGUCCUGUGAGACUUCGCUGAGAAAACUCAAAUUCAAAGGUAAAAAGCAUGGCUCUGUGAGCGCUGAUGAGGCUGCCCGCACGGCUCCCUUCCACCUCGACCUCUGGUUCUACUUCACACUGCAGAACUGGGUUCUGGACUUUGGGCGUCCCAUUGCCAUGCUGGUAUUCCCUCUCGAGUGGUUUCCACUCAACAAGCCCAGUGUUGGGGACUACUUCCACAUGGCCUACAACGUCAUCACGCCCUUUCUCUUGCUCAAGCUCAUCGAGCGGUCCCCCCGCACCCUGCCACGCUCCAUCACGUACGUGAGCAUCAUCAUCUUCAUCAUGGGUGCCAGCAUCCACCUGGUGGGUGACUCUGUCAACCACCGCCUGCUCUUCAGUGGCUACCAGCACCACCUGUCUGUCCGUGAGAACCCCAUCAUCAAGAAUCUCAAGCCGGAGACGCUGAUCGACUCCUUUGAGCUGCUCUACUAUUAUGAUGAGUACCUGGGUCACUGCAUGUGGUACAUCCCCUUCUUCCUCAUCCUCUUCAUGUACUUCAGCGGCUGCUUUACUGCCUCUAAAGCUGAGAGCUUGAUUCCAGGGCCUGCCCUGCUCCUGGUGGCACCCAGUGGCCUGUACUACUGGUACCUGGUCACCGAGGGCCAGAUCUUCAUCCUCUUCAUCUUCACCUUCUUCGCCAUGCUGGCCCUCGUCCUGCACCAGAAGCGCAAGCGCCUCUUCCUGGACAGCAACGGCCUCUUCCUCUUCUCCUCCUUCGCACUGACCCUCUUGCUUGUGGCGCUCUGGGUCGCCUGGCUGUGGAAUGACCCUGUUCUCAGGAAGAAGUACCCGGGUGUCAUCUACGUCCCUGAGCCCUGGGCUUUCUACACCCUUCACGUCAGCAGUCGGCACUGAGUCCCUGGCACCAGGCUCUGGCGCUCUGCUGGGUGGGAGGGUGGGCCAUGGAGGGCAUCUGAAUACAGGAGUAGGGGGGGUGUGGGUGUGUAACCAGAGACCGAGAGCAUGAGUGGGGUGUGCCUCGUGUGCGUGGAUUCGUGUGUGUGUGUGUGUGUGUCUUGUAUAUGUGUGCGCAGAGUGCAUCAUUUUCAGACUCUACUAUUUCCGUCAAGUUUCUGUUUGAUUUGGAUCAUCUCAGGAUCGGAUUCUGUUUUAGAGUGUUUCUGGGCCAGGAUCCGGGCCCCUGCCCUCCUCUGCACCUGACCACACUCCCUACUCAGGGCUAGUCUGUUCUUCCCGGACAUCUUCUGGUAGCCGUGCAGGAGAGGGCUGGGUGGGGCAGAGGCCAGGAGGGGACCUGGUGUGUCACCUGCCCACCACCUGGCUCAUCCCUCAGGCCCACCCUGACCCUACAUUACAUAGGUUACGUCAGCCUACUGUGGCUGUUGAGCAAAGCAUUUCUCCUUUCUGGGCCUCAUUUGCACUAGAUGGGCCUGUGGUCCCAAAGUAGGUCAGUAGGUUGGGGUUGCUGACACCCCUUGGGUGCAGCUUUGGGACAGAUGAGUGGCUCUGUCCUGUCACUGCCCUCUCCCUGCCUGGGGGCUAUGUGCACUCCAGACCCCUGCCCAGGCUCAGGCCCAUGAGGUAUGGAGACACCCUGGCCCCCAGGAGCUGGAGGCACCGCCCACUCCCCUGGCAUUCCAGCUUUGCAGGUGACCCUCCUCUACCCAAAGCUCUGUCCCCCUGCUCCCACUCCAGAAGAACUGCGGCACGCGCUUCGGGCAGCCUAGCCACAGGCUUUGAGCGCCUGCAUUCCUGGGGGCUGGAGGGUGGGGUGCCAAAGGCCCUGAGCAAAAGCCAGAGCUCCUCUCAUCAAAGCCUUUACAAGGUGCUGGGCCCAGAGGCUUUGCCUUGACAGAGUGGCCCAGGGUUUCAAGGGAGGAGGAACCUCCCCCUACCUAGGACCCUUCCUGUGGGGGGUCUACAGAGUCAGGGACAGAAGGGAAGGGACCCACAGGAAGUCACAGUGGUGCCCAGGGAUGUGUCAGCCCCCAGCCACGGGGACGCGGGAUUCAAGAAUGAAGUAAAUACAGUCACAGCCCCAA
Homo sapiens (human) is the source of this 2523-nucleotide messenger RNA. It is a transcript of the gene CLN6, whose product is annotated as CLN6 transmembrane ER protein. Lineage: Eukaryota; Metazoa; Chordata; Mammalia; Primates; Hominidae. Gene Ontology annotation, cellular component: endoplasmic reticulum; endoplasmic reticulum membrane. The record is from RefSeq and is marked reviewed. The coding region runs from base 344 to 1375 and encodes 343 amino acids. The transcript has 7 exons.